Molecule: messenger RNA, 1223 nt
Organism: Rosa rugosa (rugosa rose)
Lineage: Eukaryota; Viridiplantae; Streptophyta; Magnoliopsida; Rosales; Rosaceae
Product: myb family transcription factor PHL7-like
Exons: 6
Coding region: 90-863 (257 amino acids)
Molecular function (GO): DNA binding; DNA-binding transcription factor activity
Source: RefSeq, a predicted model, not a curated record
GAGCGCAAUGGUUGGACUUGGGUCUGCGUGGCCUCAUCAUCCCAAUCCUCCUCUUCCCAUCACAGCAGUGGACUAAUUCGGUGAUCGCAAUGGGUUCGACUAAAUGCUUAGAUGCCUCUGCAGGGAACAAGGAACGGUUGCGUUGGACGCAGGAGCUACACGAUAUGUUCGUCGAGGCAGUUACCAAGCUUGGUGGCCCUGAUAGGGCAACACCAAAGGGUAUUCUGAAGGCUAUGGGAGUUUCUGGACUGACCAUCUACCAUAUCAAAAGCCAUUUGCAGAAGUACAGGAUCUCAAAAUUUGUACCAGAGACUACCAGUAAAGCAGGCAAUCUCCAGAGGAAAAACAUUUCAGAAAUACUGCCUAACUUCGGCACAACAUCUGCUGCUCAGCUCAAUGAAGCGUUACAUCUCAUGCAUACACAAGUACAAAGGAGAUUGAGUGAUCAACUUGAGGUGCACAAGAGCUUGAAGCAAAAAUUUGAAGCCCAGGGAAGGUUCCUUGAUACAAUUUCAGCAGAUCGGAGUCGCAAUGAUAACCGCCCGACCUUUACGAAACCUAUCAAACCCAUAUCUAGAAAAUCGCUGCCUUCUCUCUGUGAGGAAUCCGAAUCAAAUGCUAAGGACUUCGGGACGUCUGACUCGGACGCUGAGAAGACCGAGAUUCAAUCCUCUGGAGAAGAAUUCCAAGCUUUGAAGAAGCAAAGGGUACAUAAUCAAAACGACGACAACAUGGCAUGGAAUUUUCCUAUCAUUGAGGAUCAAACGGCCAAUAUAUCAUCAUAUCCUGCAGUGUAUGAUCAGAUUAGCUUUCCUUGGAAUUUUGGAGCCUGCACAUCGCCUUUAGUCCCCAGUUUCCUAUAAAUAAUAUUGGAAUGAGUAUUGUCUUUUUUGAUGAGUUCCAUAUAUAUGUUUUGCUAAAACAAAAGGAAUAUUUUUUUGCUUCCAUAUAUUUCCUUUUAAUUCAGUCUGUGGAAGCAAUAAAAAUAUAUCCCUAUAGCUCUAGUAUAGUAAUUGGUUGAUAUUCCAUAAUAAUUAAAGUCGUUAGCUUCUUGGCAAAACUUUCAUAGGCCAAUGAAUACAAACAUGUAUCAAUAAAGGGAAAAUUCUAUAAUACAUACAUGUAUCUCAUACAUGUUCUCAAUGUUGUAAUUUUGAUUCAAAAAAUUGUAAUUUUUGUUCAAAUAGAUGUAAAAUGAGUGUAUGAUAAACAUCACAGUACCA